AUGGCUUCCAACACCACAGAGAUUGCUGCUUCAUUAUUUACACCAGACAAGGCUACAGUCGCUUGGAGCAACCACAGCAAUGACAGCCACUGUCCCUCACCAGAGGCCUGGGAAUGGCUAUACACCAUGCAGCCCGUGUACAUGAUGGUCAUUUGCGUGCUGGGCAUCAUUGGUAAUGUCUUCGUCCUGACCAUAUUCCUGCUGCACAAGAAGCCCUGCACGGUGGCUGAAAUAUAUUUGAGUAACCUGGCCGCCGCGGACCUGGUUCUCGUCUCCUGCCUGCCCUUCUGGGCAGUCAGCGUGGCAAACGAGUUCAACUGGAUGUUCGGGCCUGCCAUGUGCCGCCUGGUCAACAUGGGCGUCAACAUAAACAUGUACUGCAGCAUCUACUUCCUGGUGCUGGUGAGUGCCGACCGCUACAUAGCUUUGGUCCACGCCAUGUCGCACGGCCGGAUGCGGAGGGUGUCCUACGCCAAGCUCAGCUGCAUGGCCAUAUGGGUCCUGGGCAUCAUCGCCAGCAUCCCAGUUAUGAUGUUUAGAACAGUGGAGUACAUACCAGAAUACCAAGUGACCGCCUGCUACUUGAAAUACCCAAGCCUGGAGGUGGAGCUGACCUGCGACCUCCUCCUCAUCCUUUUUGGGUUCCUCGUACCCCUGUCAGUCAUCUCGUACUGCACAUACAGGAUCAUCCAUGCUCUGAAGAACCAAACCAUGGAGAAGUUCAACACGGUAAAGACAGAGAAGAGGGCCACUCUUCUGGUGCUUGCUGUUUUGCUGGCCUUCGUGGUGUGUUGGAUACCGUUCCACUUUGUGACGUUGCUCCACGUGCUCCUCCGUGCCGAUGUCCUGACCGGUUGUGAUCUGGAAUCUGGUCUGGAGAUCAGCAACCAGGUGUUCACUUACCUGGCUUUCAGCAACAGCGUGCUCAAUCCCAUUUUGUAUGUGAUUGUGGGAAAGAACUUCAGAAAGAAAGUCAAGGAGGUGUUUGAGCAGAUAUCUCUGAGAAAGAAACAAAUUGCAGGUUCUACUCGAUCAAAUACUUCAUCCACAUUAAAAACCACAGUCUCAUCAUAG
Messenger RNA from Megalops cyprinoides (Indo-Pacific tarpon), 1074 nucleotides. RefSeq names its product B2 bradykinin receptor-like. The record is from RefSeq and is a predicted model, not a curated record. NCBI's taxonomy places the organism in Eukaryota, Metazoa, Chordata, Actinopteri, Elopiformes, Megalopidae. Gene Ontology annotation, molecular function: bradykinin receptor activity. The transcript has a single exon. Bases 1 to 1074 code for a protein of 357 amino acids. Gene Ontology annotation, cellular component: membrane. Gene Ontology annotation, biological process: neutrophil chemotaxis; smooth muscle contraction; vasoconstriction.